UUGAACCAUGGAGAUAUCUGACAGUGUGUACGCCAAUACAGAAAUCUUCAAGUCCUUUGACUCCAGAACCAGAGUGGACCAGAACUCAAAGAAUAUCCCAGGAGAUGAACUCUCAGAUAAAGGAGUGGUAAACGAGCGAGACCAGUUAAAGACCAGUAAUACCAACCUUAUAGCACAGAGAGACCAGAUAAAGAGUGAGAAAAACAGGCUUCAGAGGUGGGUGGAAAAAUCCUGUUCCCAAGAUUGGAAGGAGUUCAACUCCACAUUGUACUACGUCUCCAGUGGGGUAAGGACCUGGAGUGACAGUCAACAAGACUGCAGAGAGAGAGGAGCUCACCUGGUGAUCAUUAACAGCAGAGAGGAACAGGAAUUCAUCAAUGGAUUAAGAAAGAAUGUCUGGAUCGGGCUUACCGACAGCAAAACAGAGGGAACCUGGAAGUGGGUGGAUGGCACAACACUGACCACAGAAUACUGGCAGAGUGGGCAGCCUUCUAAUGGAGGUAUUACUGAUGAGAAGGAUCCUGAUACUGGAGAGGACUGUGCUGAAAAUGCUAUCUUCCAGUACUGGAGGAAUGGCAAGUCAGAGGACUGUGCUGACUGUCAGAGAGGCUGGAAUGAUGCACAUUGCUCCAGUGAACGGAAGUGGGUCUGUGAGACAGAGGCCAGUCCCUAA
Molecule: messenger RNA, 673 nt
Organism: Megalops cyprinoides (Indo-Pacific tarpon)
Lineage: Eukaryota; Metazoa; Chordata; Actinopteri; Elopiformes; Megalopidae
Product: CD209 antigen-like protein E
Exons: 5
Coding region: 8-673 (221 amino acids)
Source: RefSeq, a predicted model, not a curated record